Messenger RNA from Lathyrus oleraceus (garden pea), 1101 nucleotides. RefSeq lists its product as uncharacterized. Bases 1 to 1101 code for a protein of 366 amino acids. The record is from RefSeq and is a predicted model, not a curated record. Lineage: Eukaryota; Viridiplantae; Streptophyta; Magnoliopsida; Fabales; Fabaceae. The transcript has a single exon.
AUGGUGAGUAGUGUAUCAGAAAGCUUCUCUGAAUUGGUUGCCAUGGGCAUAAAAGUCGAGCUUGGAUUGAAGAAUGGAAAAAUGAUAACCACCACUGAAACAUCUGGUAACAAUUUCAAAAAGUUUUCCGGAGGUUUUCAAAGAAAGAAAGAGCCCGAAACAAACACAAUGUCAACCAUUCAAAGAAGGAGUCACUUGUGGAAGAAGCAACAACAAUCAUUUGCUCAGCAACAGUCAACUUAUCCAUUGCAGUAUAUUCAACAACCGUAUGUGGCAGCAGUCACACCGGCUUUCAACCAAUCACAAGCUUUUGUCUAUCAACCUGUUCAACAAGCACCAGUAUACCAACAAACACCUAUGGCACCUGUUUAUCAACAACCAAGGGCACAAGCUCCACGUCUACAAAAUCUUCCAAAUCAAAAUAGGGUACAAAGAGGUAAACCUUAUUUCUCUUCAAUCCCUAUGACGUACACUGAGUUAUACCCAUCACUGUUGCAGAAAGGGUUGGUGACUCCCAGGCCUUUGGGUCCUCCACUAAAUCCUUUGCCUCCAUGGUACAAUAAAGAUGCCCAUUGUCCUUUCCAUGAGGGUGCCCAUGGGCAUGAUUUAGAGGGAUGUUAUGCUUUGAAUCAUAUUGUGCGAGAGUUGGUUGAGAAGAAGAUCCUUUCAUUCCGAGAUGUUGGACCCAAUGUAAAAAGUAACCCUCUGUCGGUGCAUGGUACUGUUAAUGCCAUUGAGGAUGUAUCUGAUGUUUGUAUAAUCAAAAAUGUUGAAUAUGUUAAAACUCCAUUGCUAGCACUCCAUGCAAGAUUGGUGGGAGCUGGUUUGAUUGAUACCUGUCACAAUAACUGUGAAGAAUGUGUCGUUUAUCCAAGAGGGUGUAAGUUUGUACAAGCUGAUAUUCAAAACUUGAUGGAUCAAGGUGUUUUACAAGUCUGUGGUCCUGCAACAAACGAGGAAAUUUUAGUAAUUGAGCCCUUUUUCAAUCUACCAGAACCUGUUGAGAUAACUUAUCAAAGAAAAGAUGUUGUUCAUCCAUCACCCGUGGUAGUUUGUAUGCCUACCCCCUUUCCCUUCGAAAGCACCAAGGCGGUGCCUUAG